Molecule: messenger RNA, 573 nt
Organism: Hibiscus syriacus
Lineage: Eukaryota; Viridiplantae; Streptophyta; Magnoliopsida; Malvales; Malvaceae
Exons: 2
Source: RefSeq, a predicted model, not a curated record
AUGGCGUUUGACAGUGUUUCCCUUCAAUUGAUUUACGGGGUUUGUUCAUCAGUCGAUGACGAAUAUGAUGGUGGUUUCAAAUCGACGAUCGGUGGUCAGACGGUGUCGGGAUCGGGUUUGGAAAAAUCUUAUGCAGAUCAAAGAAGGAAGGAUAUACAGUUUGAAGUGGGAGAUCGGGUCUUUUUGAAAGUUUCACCCUGGAAGAAAGUAUUGAGAUUCGGGCGUAAGGGUAAAUUGAGUCCAAGAUUUAUUGGACCAUUUCGUAUCUUGAAGAGGGUAGGACCUGUUGCAUAUCAGCUUGAGUUGCCUUCUGAGCUAAGUCGUAUUCAUGAUGUCUUUCAUGUAUCAAUGUUGAGGAGAUACCGUCCAGAUCCAGGUCACAUUAUUCAGGUUGAAGAAGUAGAGUUGAGACCUGAUUUGUCAUAUGAAGAGGAGCCCAUUCAGAUCUUGGAGAGAGAUGAACGAGUUCUUCGGAAUAGACGAAUUCCAAUGGUCAAAGUUCAGUGGAGUAAUCGAGGCCCCUCAGAAGCUACUUGGGAGACAUUGGAGUCAAUGGAGGCUCAGUUUCCUCAA